AGAGGAUUAGAUUUAUUGUGUGCAGGCCAAGCGCUUUAUUAAAAGGUAAAAGUGGCCUUGGCGAGAGGAUAGGCGGUGAGUUAUGGCGUUGGAAGCCACUUCCAUUGUCGUUCUUGCUGUAGCACUGGCUGCCCUUCUGCUAAUUGCAAACUCUCUCAGAAGUAGAAACAAUAGUUGGGCAAAGACAAACAUACCGCAGCCUCCAUCAUGGCCAAUAAUCGGGCAUCUUCCUCUGCUAAGUAGGAGCAAACAGCCCAUUCACAGAUUUAUAUCCUCUCUUUCAGAGCGCUAUGGCCCCAUCAUGUAUCUCCAACUUGGCUUCCGCCCAGUUUUGGUUAUCGCCUCUUCAGAUCUCGCAAAAGAAUGCUUUACAGCCAAUGACAAAGCCUUUGCUUCGCGCCCAUCUAUUUCUGCAGGAAAGCAUAUGGGGUAUGACUUCAAAAUAUUAACCUUGGCUCCUUACGGCUCCUAUUGGCGAAGCAUAAGAAAACUUUGCAGGCUCCAGCUCUUUACUGCAGACAGAAUCGACUCCUUCAGGCAGGUACGCACGUAGGAAAUUUCCGCUCUCAUACGUUCGCUGUUGGAGAGUACACAGCGAGAUUUGAAUCCAGUGAACAUCAAGUCAAGGCUCUCAGAUCUCACAUUUAAUAUCAUUGUGCGAAUGGUUGCCAGUAAGAGAUUCUCGCCAGAUCUUGCUCCGGAAGAUUUCAAAGAAGCGCAGCAAAUCAAGGAGCUGAUAGAAGAAACUUUCUUGCUAGCUGGAUCAUUUGAUAUUGGCUACUACCUGCCUUUUCUCAAGUGGAUAGAUCUGCAUGGAAUUGUGUUUGCCAUGAAGAAUCUUCACAAGAAGAGAGAGUUGUUUAUGAAGAAACUGCUGCACGAUCAUCGAGAGAAGAGAGGGCUGCGUGCUCCAGACUUGAUUGAUGUUCUCAUCUCUGCAACAGACAACCUUGAAAUUCAGUCUGACAAUAACGACGAUGUGGUGAAAGCCACGGCCUUAAGCAUGAUAAAUGCCGGUACCGAAACAUCCGCUGUGACAAUCGAGUGGGCACUGUCAGCUCUAAUGAACCACCCUGACAUUUUGUGGAAAGCCCAUCAAGAGCUCGACACACAUGUCGGACAGGACCGAUUAAUGGACGAAUCAGAUAUCCCCAAUCUGAAAUAUUUGCAGGCAAUUGUGAAAGAAACUCUCAGGCUUUAUCCAGCGGGACCUCUUCUACUCCCUCAUGAAUCUACCAAGGCCUGCACUGUCGGAGGAUUUCUUGUUCCCGCAGGAACUCAACUAUUGGUGAAUGUGUGGGCAAUUCAACGGGACGCAGCCUUGUGGGAGCGACCUACAGAAUUCGAUCCUGAUCGUUUUCUCAACAGCGGGAAAGAGAUUAAUGUGAAAGGGCAUGACUUCGAAUUGAUUCCUUUUGGUUCAGGGAGAAGAAUCUGUCCGGGCAUGUCUUUGGCAUUGAUUGUGGUAACCUACACAUUGGGGCGGCUGCUUCAGAGUUUCGAAUGGUUUGCUCCAGUGGGCACUGUAAUUGACAUGACAGAGGGGCUUGGUCUCUCAAUGCCCAAAUUAAUUCCAUUGGAGGCCAUUAUUAAACCUCGUCUUCCACUUCAUCUCUACUGAUAUGUCUGCUUACACCAUGGAGCAAAGAGUUUUAACCCCUGACCAACUAGUAAUUGCUCCUAAAGUGCAGAGUGUUCCCCUGUAAAUAUUGUAAGUCCUGUCAGAUUUAUAAUCUCCUGCUUUUCCUUCUGUAGAUCAAUAGCAUUUAUGCCUGGCUAAAUUUCAGAGUGCUCUGAUGAGCUCAGAAGCAGAAUGUUUUCAGGAUUAUCUUCCGGUGAUCAAAGGGUGAGCUUUCCAAUUGAGUAAACAUCAAAAUUUCUCAAAGGAAGAUGAUUGAAUCUUAUUUGUGUUCACUAUAGGCUACGAAUAUGAGUGGCUAUAAUUU
Messenger RNA from Cryptomeria japonica (Japanese cedar), 1946 nucleotides. RefSeq names its product flavonoid 3',5'-hydroxylase. The transcript is spliced from 2 exons. The record is from RefSeq and is a predicted model, not a curated record. NCBI's taxonomy places the organism in Eukaryota, Viridiplantae, Streptophyta, Pinopsida, Cupressales, Cupressaceae. Gene Ontology annotation, molecular function: monooxygenase activity; oxidoreductase activity, acting on paired donors, with incorporation or reduction of molecular oxygen; iron ion binding. Bases 662 to 1621 code for a protein of 319 amino acids.